GUGGGUUUGAGACAGACAGGUUUUGCACUGCAAGGUCUAUUUGCUCUCUCGCUGAAGUUUUUGAGCUUCACCAUGGGUUUGCAGCACUACUACUGCUGAGGGGUUGGAUGGUUUCAGAGCUGCUCUUGUUGAUUACAGGUCUCUGUCCACCCGAGAAGUCACAAAUGGACUGUAGAAAUGUAUCUGAGAACAGCAAGGAGAUCUCCAGCUCUUGUUUGGAGCCUGACUCACUGCUGCUCCCAGCAUCUGGCAGUGAUUCUUGCUCCUCCUCCUCAGCUGGACAACGAGUUGGGACAACUGCUGGGAGACCAGCAGCUGCAAAUGCUGCCCGGGAGCGUAGCCGAGUGCAGACCCUGCGCCAUGCCUUUCUGGAGCUGCAGAGGACCCUGCCCUCUGUCCCACCUGACACCAAGCUCUCCAAGUUGGAUGUGCUGCUCCUGGCCACCACCUAUAUUGCACACCUUACCCGUAGCCUACAGGAUGAGGAAGAGUUGCCUGGGGAGGGAUUGGGCACCCUGAGAGGGGAUGGCUACCUGCACCCGGUCAAGGUAAGACAGCUGAGGAACAGGCAGAAUCUUCGUAUUUACCUUGCUAAAUCAAAAGUAGUGUCUAAUAUGAGUAGUUCCAGUAGUUCCAAUCACCACAAUCUUUAGGCACCAAGGUAUUUAGAUGCCAAACUCCCACUGAUUUAAAUGAUCCUGAGCCAAAACACAUUGGCAUUAAUCAGAGUCCUUUCACUAACUUCAGUGGGCUUUGAAUCACGGUUUAAAAUACAAAAGCCCAAGCUCUCUAGCAUAGUUAAAGCUGGCACAACUGAACGAAAUGGGCAGCAGUAGAAUACUGGGGCCUAGUGCAAAGGCUCACUGUUAAGGUGAAGCCCAGAGUAUGGGUCACGAAAUCCUUUAGUACCAAUUCUAGUGACUAUACCUGGGUAUAAGAUGAUUCCAAACAGUACAGUGCUUGGGUUGUUCUUUCUCUCACUGAUCGAGUCGCAGGUUUAGGUCAAGAUGUUAGGUGGGGCACUAAUUCUUCUUGGCUGCAUAUGCAUUAAAUACAUAAGGUCUCUUUGUUAUGCAUUCACUCUAGUUUUUAAUCGUAGUGUUAGCUCUCCUUCAGAAAAACUUGUGAGGAUGCAGAGGGGGGAAAAGCAUUAUCAUGAAGUAGUAGCUGGGAUAAAAAAUGAAUUGGACAGAUGAAUUUAUGUAUCUUCAAUUAUUUUCCUUCAAUUCUAAUGUCAUGGCUUUGGUUUUUUUUAAAGAAUACUUUGGGGGCU
Chelonoidis abingdonii (Abingdon island giant tortoise) is the source of this 1273-nucleotide messenger RNA. NCBI's taxonomy places the organism in Eukaryota, Metazoa, Chordata, Testudines, Testudinidae. The record is from RefSeq and is a predicted model, not a curated record.